This is a messenger RNA of Fomitopsis serialis, 1481 nucleotides long. RefSeq lists its product as uncharacterized. NCBI's taxonomy places the organism in Eukaryota, Fungi, Basidiomycota, Agaricomycetes, Polyporales, Fomitopsidaceae. The annotation marks the transcript as partial. The transcript has 8 exons. The record is from RefSeq and is a predicted model, not a curated record.
AGUUCCAUUCUGCAUAGGCCUGACUCAGAAUCACUGUGGAAGCGUCAAGAGCAUCCUGAGGGUCACGUAUACUUCACGAAGAUAAUAAAUAAUAUACGCUACCACACUGACCAUUGGAUGGACGAUUCGGCUGCUUCACGAGAUCUCGAUGCAUUUGCUGACAUGUUGCGGUCUGAGCUAUCAAUAUCACAAGGUCUACCGACAGAUACCGAGGUAGUCCUAUACCUGUGCCAAAAUGAACGAGACGAGACGGAAUGCUUGUAUUACCUCGUCAGCGAGACAACACGCUCCGUCUUUUGGUUGGACGAAGUGGACUCAGCUCUGAUUAGCGGCGACGCUCGGCCUAUAAGCGACCUAUUCUAUCUCAAUGUUACGACGUCUACCACAUCAACAUCUUCUUGGGAUUAUGACGACCUGCAGAAGAUAUCAACGGCCACGCGGAACAUUGAAGUUGACUCUGGGGCUCCUUCGAUGUGGGUGUUAGCCUGGGAUCGCUUUGUAAACAUGCAUGGUGAACGUGAAGCCCGCCUAGAGCGGCAUAGGAGUACGUACGAGCAAUCUACUCGUAAACCCUCGCGACUGCUGCGAUGGGUAUCCCCUCUGUUCUUCAAUCUACCGCUCCAGUAUCUCGGUGAGCUACAAAAAAUCUGGGUAGACCGAACGGUGAACUAUCAGCCAUGGAAAGCCUUCAUCACUAAUCUUCAAAAAGAUUGGGAGACCUCCAUCACCCCCGCAACUGUAUUGUUGACCGCCAACGUCGGGUUACUGGCUAUCCAAAGUAUCGACACGAACCAUUCGGACCGGAGUAUGGCGCAAAUUGCGAGCUAUAUAUCCACAUUCCUCAGCCUCGGCAACAUCAUCUUGUGUACUAUUCUCUCUCGGGAACACCGCUUGGAUGCGCACAUGACUGCAGAAUCGGCGUCAAAUUAUCUUGACGGCAGAGCGAAUAUGCGGUAUGGUCUAGAGAUUGUGGCCAUCUCUUUCAGUUUGCCAAGCGUACUGUUUCUCUGGGGGAUGGGGGCCUUCUACAUCGCGAUCACAUGGGUCUGCUUAGCAGGGACAGGCUUAUGGACUCGCCUGCUCAGCGGGUUCAUCUUCGCCAUCGUCUCACUCUGCAUCUUGCUCACUGUCGUUUUCGACUUGUGGUCGGCGCAGAGCCUCCAGGACAAGGUCCCGCAGCUGUUCGACUGUUUCAGCAAUCCUCGUCAAACCAUGCGAAGCGCUUCCAGAUCUGUCUUUGGCGCGUUUUCCGCCUUUGGAAAGACACGCCGUACCGUGCGCUGCUGUGCGCCAAGGCGGAGGAAACGAGCGACCACGGACGACGAACUUGAAAGUCAGAUCCCAAGGAACUAGGUAUCUACCGAUGCAGCAGAGAAGCGGAGCCAUCUCAGCACGAUAUUCAUGUCUUCCUUUCGCCAGUAUUUUAUACACAGCCCGGUUGGCUGUCGGCAUGCUAAAUUAAUAUUAAUUAUGUUGCAGAC